AUGGCCAUUUUAAAACGCCGGCGGGCCGUGACAAGCCCAAUCGAUACGGCUAACAAGAAAUCUGACACCGAGUUUGUCAAAAGCUACCUCGAGCCAGAGGUUCCCAACUCAAUACCGUGGAAAACCUCCUGGACACGCCCGGGCACCAACGAAGUAUACAGCAUCCGCUUGGCACGGCCGGCCAACUUGGACGAGGCGACGCUCGAGACUUGCUACACGCUCAUUGAGACGACCAGCCGGGGAGACUAUGAGGGCUCAAGGCUCAGGUGGCGGCCCAACCACAAGCGGCAGGAGAUGCGGUUGCCAGAUUUGCGAUACAUUCUUGUGCGGCGCGUCGGGCACGGCGGCAGUGUCAGCGAAACCCAGGAGGGGAACCAGGCUGACGACGCUACCAAUGACAGCGACAACAGCAACAACGGCAUCAAAGGCACGGAUCAGACCGCAGCAAGGGCAGAGGACGUAUGCGCCUUCACUUCGUUGAUGCCGACAUACGAAGAGGGCCUUGCCGUCGUCUACUGCUUCGAAAUUCACGUGGCGCCCAGUCUCCAGGGCUCCGGCCUCGGCCGCGUGCUGCUCGGCUUCCAGAGCAUCGUGGCUCACAACCUGGGCCCCCCGGUCGAAAAGGUCAUGCUGACGUGUUUUUUGUCCAACGAGCGCGCACUCCGCUUCUACGAGCGAGAGGGCUUUGCGACGGACGCUUCGGCGCCGAAGACGCGCCGGUUGCGGCACGGCAAGACGUUUGUGCCGGACUACACGAUUCUGAGCAAGGCAGUGGAGCGGUGA
Molecule: messenger RNA, 783 nt
Organism: Sporothrix brasiliensis 5110
Lineage: Eukaryota; Fungi; Ascomycota; Sordariomycetes; Ophiostomatales; Ophiostomataceae
Exons: 2
Coding region: 1-783 (260 amino acids)
Cellular component (GO): nucleus
Molecular function (GO): histone H2A acetyltransferase activity; protein N-terminal-serine acetyltransferase activity; histone H4 acetyltransferase activity
Source: RefSeq, a predicted model, not a curated record